This is a messenger RNA of Camelina sativa (false flax), 1518 nucleotides long. RefSeq names its product ubiquitin receptor RAD23b. Gene Ontology annotation, cellular component: nucleoplasm; cytosol. The record is from RefSeq and is a predicted model, not a curated record. NCBI's taxonomy places the organism in Eukaryota, Viridiplantae, Streptophyta, Magnoliopsida, Brassicales, Brassicaceae. Gene Ontology annotation, biological process: proteasome-mediated ubiquitin-dependent protein catabolic process; nucleotide-excision repair. Gene Ontology annotation, molecular function: ubiquitin binding; damaged DNA binding; proteasome binding.
UAAAAUCCAAAACGCUCCGUUGAUGGAGACUGUUGUUGUUUAACUACGGUCGGCUUUUAAUUGCGUAGCGUCUCCCCUCGAUCUCUUUUGAUUAGGUCUCUCUCGCUCUCUCUCUCCGCCGUCGAUUUCAUCUGUUCUGAAGAUAUGAAGCUCACCGUUAAGACUCUCAAGGGUAAUCAUUUUGAAAUUAGGGUUCUACCCUCCGAUACGAUAAUGGCGGUGAAGAAGAAUAUAGAGGAUUCACAAGGCAAAGACAAUUAUCCUUGUGGCCAGCAAUUGUUGAUUCACAAUGGAAAAGUUUUGAAAGAUGAAACUAGCUUGGUUGAGAACAAGGUUACCGAGGAAGGUUUCCUCGUCGUUAUGCUUAGCAAGAGCAAAACGGCAGGUUCAGCUGGUCAGUCUUCGGCUCAGCCUGCUUCGGCUGCCAUGUCUACUACUUCUUUGGCUAAGCAGCCUGCAGCACCAACUACAUCCCAGUCUACAGCCGUGCCUCCUUCACUUAUUCCUGCUCAAGAACAACCAGGGGCACCAACUGACGACACCUAUGGACAAGCUGCGUCAACAUUGGUUAGUGGCAGUAGUCUUGAGCAAAUGGUCCAACAGAUAAUGGAAAUGGGAGGCGGAAGCUGGGACAAAGAAACAGUUACUCGUGCACUUCGUGCAGCUUACAACAACCCUGAGAGAGCAGUGGAUUAUUUGUAUUCCGGAAUUCCUGAAACUGCUGAAGUAGCUGUACCUGUACCUGGGGCUCAGUUGGCAGGAUCUGGUGCAUCCCCUGUCGCACCUGCAUCUGGAGGACCUAACUCAUCUCCUUUGGAUUUAUUCCCUCAGGAAACAGUUGCUGCUGCUGGAUCUGGUGAUCAUGGAACGCUUGAAUUUCUUAGAAACAAUGACCAGUUCCAACAAUUACGCACCAUGGUCCAUUCCAACCCUCAAAUUCUCCAGCCGAUGCUUCAGGAACUUGGAAAGCAAAACCCUCAACUUCUGAGGCUAAUUCAAGAGAACCAGGCAGAGUUUCUUCAGUUAGUAAACGAGCCCUAUGAGGGAUCUGACGGGGAUGCUGAUAUGUUCGAUCAACCCGAGCAAGAAAUGCCACAUGCCGUAAAUGUUACCCCAGCAGAGCAAGAAGCGAUUCAACGGCUAGAGGAAAUGGGAUUUGAUAGAGCCUUAGUAAUAGAAGCCUUCCUAGCAUGUGAGCGUAACGAAGAAUUGGCAGCUAACUAUCUAUUGGAGAACUCAGGAGAUUUUGAAGACUGAGUUCACAAAACAUUUUAACCUUCUCUUCUUGGAAAAAGUUUUGGCUCUUUUGUCUUACGUUGAAUAUUUCUCUCAUUGUCCGAGAAUUUAAUGUGUGGGACUUUUCUCCGUUUGCGUUUGCGUUUUGUUGCGAUUUGCGCGGUUGUUUUGCGUUUGAGAUAGAUAUUUAUGGGUAAAAGAAGCAGAGAUACAAAAAAGUGUGGUCACGUGAUUCUUGACGGAUAAACAUAAAAGUGUAAAAGAUAUUUAUCCUAACCAACA